Molecule: messenger RNA, 6722 nt
Organism: Tribolium castaneum (red flour beetle)
Lineage: Eukaryota; Metazoa; Arthropoda; Insecta; Coleoptera; Tenebrionidae
Gene: l(3)72Ab
Product: Brr2 U5 snRNP complex subunit
Exons: 11
Coding region: 218-6631 (2137 amino acids)
Molecular function (GO): nucleic acid binding; ATP binding; ATP hydrolysis activity
Source: RefSeq, a predicted model, not a curated record
UGGUUAAAAAACAGACAUUUGACACAUGCGACGUGCCGUGUAAGAGACGUAAGAAAGUCUUUUUUAUCAUUUAUCAAUCUAGGAGGCCGUGAUGCACCCAAACAACCUUUUUUCUGCAAGCAACCUUCAAAGUGAACUAGAACUUUUGCUCACGCACAGUUGGUGACCUUGCGGCCAGUGUAGCCACAAGUGCAUCACAAGUGGAUAGUUUAACAACAUGGCGGAUGCUGCGGCAAGGCAGCUUCAAUACGAAUAUAAAGCUAACUCAAAUCUCGUGCUUCAAGCUGAUGUUCGUCUGAUUGAGAGAAGAAGUCGAGAUGAGGCUACAGGUGAAGUUGUUUCCCUUGUUGGAAAACUAUCGGGGACUAAAAUGGGUGACAGGGCACAGAGGACUCGACCCGGCAAAGCAGAAGAACGGAAAGUUAAGAGGCAAAAACGUGACGAAGCCCAAUAUGAUUUCGCCCGAAUGAAGGGGGCCACAUUACUUUCAGAAGGUGUGGAUGAAAUGGUGGGAAUAAUAUAUCGACCUAAAACGCAAGAAACUAGACAAACGUAUGAAGUGCUUUUGAGUUUUUUGCAAGAAGCAUUGGGGGAUCAACCAAGAGAUAUUCUUUGUGGUGCAGCAGAUGAGGUCUUAACAGUAUUAAAGAACGACAGGUUGAAGGAGAAAGAAAAGAAAAAGGAGACUGAAAUGCUGUUAGGCUCUAUUGCUGAGGAGAGAUUUGCUUUACUCGUUAAUCUGGGUAAAAAAAUUACUGAUUUUGGAAAUGAAGAAAAUAAAAUAUCUAUGAAUGAAGAAAACAUUGAUGAAACUUAUGGAAUUAAUGUUCAGUUUGAAGAAUCAGAGGAGGAAGAUGAUGAAGACAUGUAUGGAGAAGUUCGCGAGGAUAUGGAUGAUGAAGAAGGAGAAGAAGCUAAAGAGGAUAGUGCUAUACAUGCAGAGAAUCUUGGUGGUGUUGAAGAAAUGAAAAAGGAAAAAGCACUUCAUCCUCUUGAUAUAGACGCUUAUUGGCUGCAAAGGCGCCUUUCAAAAAUUUAUGACGAUGCAAUGGUUUCGCAGGCAAAAGCGGCGGAAGUGUUAAAUGUUCUUCGCGAUGCUGGAGAUGAUCGAGAGUGCGAAAAUCAACUUGUUUUACUACUAGGUUACGAUUGCUUUGACUUUAUUAAACAGUUGAAAAAACAUAGGCAGAUGAUUUUAUAUUGCACAUUAUUGGCCAAAUCACAGAGUGAAUCAGAAAGACAGAAAAUCAAAGAUAAAAUGUCUGAAGAUCCCAGUCUUACUCGUAUUUUGCGUCUUCUGGAAACCGGAAAAGGGGAUGAUGAUGGUGAAGACGAAGAAUCAACUUCAAGAUCAUCAAGCCGAAAAGAUCAAUCGGAUGAGAUGGAUACAGGUAGUGGAGCACAAGUUGCUGGAUCAAGACACCUACUUGACUUGGAAGAUUUGGUGUUUACGCAGGGAUCGCAUUACAUGGCAAAUAAACGCUGUCAGUUACCGGAUGGAUCUUUCAGGAAGCAGAGGAAAGGAUACGAAGAGGUACACGUUCCUGCUCUAAAACCUAAACCGUUUGGAGAUAACGAAAAGUUACAAUCAAUUGAUCAGUUACCCAAAUACGUUCAGCCUGUUUUUGAAGGCUUCAAAACACUAAAUCGUAUUCAGAGUCGCUUAUAUAAAACAGCACUCGAAUCAGAUGAGAAUUUACUCUUGUGUGCACCUACAGGUGCCGGUAAAACCAACGUAGCACUAUUGUGUAUGAUGCGUGAAAUAGGCAAACACAUCAACACAGAUGGUACAAUAAACGCCGAUGACUUUAAGAUCAUAUACGUUGCACCAAUGCGUUCUCUCGUACAAGAAAUGGUCGGUAAUUUUGGGAAAAGAUUAUCGAGUUACAAUAUCACUGUAUCAGAAUUGACUGGUGAUCAUCAGUUAACUAGAGAACAGAUCGCUGGGACACAAAUCAUCGUAUGCACCCCUGAAAAGUGGGAUAUUAUAACACGAAAAGGAGGCGAAAAAACAUUCACUUCGUUGGUAAGACUAAUUAUUAUCGACGAAAUUCAUUUGUUACACGAUGAGAGAGGUCCGGUUCUGGAAGCUUUGGUUGCUCGAACAAUUCGCAUGAUUGAAUCGACUCAAGAAGACGUACGUCUGGUUGGUCUUUCGGCUACUUUACCUAAUUACCAAGAUGUUGCCGCGUUUCUUCGAGUCAAAUCAGAUACUGGUCUUUUUUAUUUCGAUAAUAGUUUUCGACCAGUUGCUUUGGAACAACAAUAUAUCGGAGUGACGGAGAAAAAGGCUUUGAAACGGUACCAAGUAAUGAAUGAGAUUGUUUAUGAAAAAACCAUGGAACAUGCAGGACGCAACCAAGUGUUAAUUUUCGUUCAUUCGAGAAAGGAGACGGGAAAAACAGCGCGUGCGAUACGUGAUAUGUGUUUGGAGAAGGAUACUUUAGGACAGUUUUUGAAAGAGGGAUCGGCUUCAAUGGAAGUUUUGCGAACCGAAGCGGAACAAGUGAAAAAUCAUGAAUUGAAGGAUUUGUUACCGUAUGGAUUUGCGAUACAUCAUGCCGGAAUGACGAGGGUUGACAGGACAUUGGUGGAAGAUUUGUUUGCAGAUAGGCAUAUACAGGUGCUGGUGUCAACUGCAACACUUGCCUGGGGCGUAAACUUACCAGCCCACACAGUCAUAAUAAAAGGAACCCAAAUUUACAAUCCAGAAAAAGGCAGAUGGGUUGAAUUGGGUGCUUUGGACGUUCUUCAAAUGUUAGGUCGUGCCGGCCGACCUCAAUACGAUACCAGAGGUGAAGGCAUAUUGAUAACCAAUCACAGCGAACUGCAAUACUAUCUAUCACUAUUGAACCAACAAUUACCCAUCGAAUCUCAAAUGAUAUCAAAAUUAUCAGACAUGUUAAACGCUGAGAUUGUUUUGGGAACCGUACAAAAUGUACGAGAUGCCGUCACAUGGUUAGGUUACACGUAUUUAUACAUUCGAAUGCUUCGACAACCAACUUUGUACGGUGUUUCACAUGAUCAUUUCAAACAAGAUCCGUUAUUGGAACAACAUCGAGCUGAUUUAAUACAUACAGCUGCAUUGUAUCUCGAUCGUAGUGGUUUGGUUAAAUAUGACAGAAAAACCGGUCAGUUUCAAGUAACCGAACUGGGACGCAUUUCCUCGCAUUAUUAUUGCACCCACGAAACGAUGCAAACUUACAAUCAAUUGCUCAAACCAAUGUUGAGCGAAAUUGAAUUGUUCCGCGUUUUUUCCCUAUCGUCUGAGUUCAGGAAUAUAACAGUCCGUGAGGAAGAGAAACUUGAGUUGCAAAAAUUGAUGGAACGUGUUCCAAUCCCGAUCAAAGAAAGUAUCGAAGAACCAAGUGCCAAAGUAAACGUACUGUUACAAGCGUACAUUUCUCAACUAAAACUGGAAGGUUUCGCACUUAUGUCCGACAUGGUUUACGUAACACAAUCAGCUUCGCGUUUAAUGCGUGCUAUUUUUGAGAUUGUUUUACACAGAGGUUGGGCACAAUUGGCCGAUAAAUCGUUAGCUUUGUGUAAAAUGAUUGAUAAAAGAAUGUGGCAGUCGAUGUCACCGUUGCGCCAAUUUCGCAAAAUGCCGGAAGAGAUUGUGAAGAAAAUUGAAAAGAAAAAUUUCCCAUGGGAACGUUUAUACGAUUUGGGACCGAACGAAAUCGGCGAAUUGAUUCGGGUCCCAAAGUUGGGCAAGACUAUCCAUAAAUACGUUCAUCAGUUCCCCAAACUUGAAUUAUCAACGCAUAUUCAACCAAUUACCAGGUCAAUGUUGAAGGUUGAAUUGACCAUAACGCCUGACUUUCAGUGGGAUGAGAAACUUCAUGGAGCGUCUGAAGCGUUUUGGAUUUUGGUGGAAGAUGUGGAUUCAGAGGUUAUUCUCCACCAUGAGUAUUUUUUGCUCAAAGCGAAGUAUUCACAAGACGAGCAUUUGGUUAAAUUUUUUGUCCCGAUUUUCGAACCUUUGCCACCUCAGUACUUCUUACGUAUUGUGUCAGAUCGAUGGAUCGGAGCCGAGACACAAUUACCAGUUUCUUUCCGACAUUUGAUACUACCAGAGAAGAAUUUCCCACCAACUGAACUACUUGACUUGCAACCUUUACCAGUCACUGCCUUACGGAACGAUAAAUUCGAGUCGUUGUAUAACGACAAGUUCCCGCAGUUUAAUCCAAUUCAGACGCAAGUCUUCAAUUCGGUUUACAACGGUGAUGAUAAUAUUUUUAUUGGUGCCCCGACCGGUUCUGGAAAAACUACAAUCGCUGAAUUUGCGAUACUUCGCCUUUUUGAUAAAAACCCGGAAGGUCGGUGCGUUUAUCUCGUUCCGAAAGAUGCAUUAGCUGAGUUAACGUUUGCCGAUUGGCACAAUAAAUUUGGGCAAAUUUUGGGCAAGAAAGUAGUGCUCCUAACUGGUGAAACCGGGACUGAUUUGAAGUUACUGGCAAAAGGUCAGAUUGUUAUAAGCACGGCCGAAAAAUGGGAUGUAUUGUCGCGAAGAUGGAAACAAAGAAAGAAUGUCCAAAAUGUGAAUUUGUUUAUCGUUGAUGAGUUGCAUUUGAUUGGUGGGGAGGAUGGGCCUGUUAUUGAAGUUGUGUGUUCCCGCAUGCGAUAUAUUUCCUCACAGAUUGAGAAACCGAUCAGGAUUAUAGCAUUAAGUGCGUCGCUUAUGGAUUAUCGAGAUGUGUCUCAAUGGUUGGGUUGUAAUGCCAAUGCAACGUUUAAUUUUCAUCCGAGUGUGAGGCCUGUACCGUUGGAAUUGCAUGUACAGGGGAUUAAUAUUACACAUAAUGCGUCGAGACUUAUCGCAAUGGCGAAGCCGGUUUAUAAUGCUGUGGUGAGGUAUAGUCCACAUAAGCCGGUUAUUGUUUUCGUACCGACGAGGAAACAAUCACGUUUGACUGCAAUUGAUUUACUUACGUAUGCUGCGUCUGAGGGACAGUCUAAUAAGUUUUUCCAUGCGGAGGAAGAGGAUAUUAAACCGUUCUUGGAUCGGAUGACUGAUAAAACUUUGAAGGAAACGCUUUCCCAAGGCGUUGCAUACAUGCAUGAAGGUUUGACAGCAAGUGAUUUACGCCUAGUUGAACAGUUGUUUGACUCGGGGGCGGUACAAAUUGCUGUUGUUAGUAAGGAUUUGUGUUGGACCGUGAACAUUUAUUCUUACUUGGUUAUCAUAAUGGACACACAAUUUUACAAUGGAAAAGUUCAUUCCUACGAAGAUUAUCCCAUUACCGAUGUGUUACAAAUGGUGGGACGUGCUAAUCGUCCAUUGGAGGAUGAUGAUGCGAAAUGUGUACUAAUGUGUCAAAGUACCAAGAAGGAUUUCUUCAAGAAAUUCCUAAGUGAGCCGUUACCGGUUGAAAGUCAUUUGGAUCAUAGAUUACAUGACCAUUUCAAUGCCGAAAUCGUAACAAAAACUAUCGAAAAUAAACAGGACGCUGUUGAUUAUUUGACUUGGACAUUUCUGUAUCGAAGACUUACACAAAAUCCAAACUAUUACAAUUUGCAAGGAGUUACGCACAGACAUCUUUCUGACCAUUUGUCAGAGUUGGUGGAAAAUACUUUGUCCGAUUUGGAACAGUCAAAAUGUAUCAGCGUGGAAGAGGACAUGGAUUGUGUGCCACUUAAUUUGGGAAUGAUUGCGGCAUAUUAUUACAUCAAUUACACAACUAUUGAACUAUUCAGUUUGUCACUGAACAGCAAGACCAAAAUUCGUGGUUUAUUAGAAAUCAUAUCGUCGGCAGCCGAAUAUGAAGAUCUUUCCGUACGUCAUCGCGAGGAUAACAUUCUUCGCCAAUUGGCAACAAAAUUACCAAAUAAACUGACAUCUUCCAGUGGAAGUCAACCGAAAUAUAACGACCCACACGUCAAAACAAAUCUUCUCAUUCAAGCACAUUUGUGUCGACUUCAGCUUGGUGCUGAGCUUCAAGGCGAUACAGAAAUUGUACUAAGCAAAGCAAUUCGACUUAUUCAAGCUUGUGUUGAUGUACUUAGUUCAAAUGGAUGGCUUUCGCCAGCUGUGGCCGCUAUGGAAUUGGCUCAAAUGGUGACACAAGCAAUGUGGAGUAAAGAUUCGUAUUUGAAGCAAUUGCCUCACUUUACGACAGAAAUUAUUAAGAGGUGUACGGAUAAAGGAGUCGAAACCGUGUUUGAUAUAAUGGAAUUGGAAGAUGAAGACAGGUCAAAGCUGUUGCAGUUGAGCGAUAGUCAAAUGGCUGAUGUUGCCAGAUUUUGUAAUCGGUAUCCAAAUAUUGAAUUAAGUUACGAAGUUUUGGAUAAAGAUAAGAUACAUUCCGGGUCUUCAGUGCAUGUAGCUGUGCAACUUGAGAGGGAGGAUGAAGUGAAUGGGCCUGUCAUUGCGCCCUUUUUCCCACAGAAACGUGAAGAAGGAUGGUGGGUUGUUAUUGGUGAUCCGAAAACCAAUUCCUUGCUCUCCAUUAAACGCCUUACUCUUCAACAAAAAGCUAGAGUCAAGUUGGAUUUUGUUGCCCCUAGUCCAGGACACCAUAAUUACACUUUAUAUUUUAUGAGUGAUGCGUAUUUGGGUUGCGAUCAAGAAUAUAAAUUUUCAAUAGAUGUUGGUGAUUUUGAAAGCAGUGAAAGUGAGUCAGAGUGAACGAGAAAUAUUUAGUUGAGAAUAGGUAAACUUAUUUUGUUAUUUAAGAUUCGUACAAUAAAAAGUAUGUUUUUCUGAAAUUUUAUGUAAA